AUGACCAUCAUCAUCAUCUCUCUGCUCCUGCUGGUUUCUCUGGUGCCAGACCUGACCUUCACUGCUCGAGUGGGUAUAGUGAAUGGCAAGGAGGCAAAACGACCUUACAUGGUUUCUGUUCAAUUGAAUAACAAACAUAUCUGUGGUGGACUCCUUAUUACUGAAGAGUUUGUCUUGACUGCUGCACAUUGCUAGAAAAAAAGGGUGAUGACGGUUGUGGUUGGUGCCCAUGAUUUGAGUAAAAGCAAAACUUUGGAACGCUACAGAGUGAAGUCCUACAUCCUGCAUCCAGACUAUAGAUCCUUUCAGAAUGACAUUAUGAUUUUGAAGAUAGAGAAAAAGGUCAAACUAAACAACAAUGUUAAACCAAUAUCAUUGGCAAGGGAUGGAAAACACAAUGAAGAAGGAACUGUCUGUAGUGCUGCCGGCUGGGGAGAUCUGUGGAUGAAAGGCCCACUGAGUGGCCGUCUAAUGGAAGCAAAUGUGACAACAAAAAAGGACGCAUUCUGCCAAGAUAAAUGGGGAUCUUAUUAUGUGGCCUCAAAGAUGAUUUGUGUUCAUGGAGAAGGUGGAUCCUGCACAGCGGAUUCAGGAGGUCCUUUGGUUUGUGGAAACACUGCAGUUGGCGUCACAUCCUUUGGUGAUCCAAGCAUCUGUAAUAGUCCCAAACAUCCUGAAGUUUACACAAAGAUUUCAGCAUAUCGUCCAUGGAUCCAAUCCAUAAUUCCAAACGUAAAGUGA
This is a messenger RNA of Danio aesculapii, 741 nucleotides long. Its product is annotated as granzyme B. Gene Ontology annotation, biological process: proteolysis. Gene Ontology annotation, molecular function: serine-type endopeptidase activity. The record is from RefSeq and is a predicted model, not a curated record. Lineage: Eukaryota; Metazoa; Chordata; Actinopteri; Cypriniformes; Danionidae.